AUGAUCACACUCCACCACCUCGAAAACUCCCGCUCAAUACGCAUCAUCUGGGUCCUUGAGGAGCUCGGCAUAGAGUACGAUCUCAAGACCUACAAGCGCCUUCCCUCCGGUUUAGCUCCACCUGAGUUGAAGCAGGUCGACAAACUAGGUCAUGCGCCAAUUCUCGUCGAUGGAUCCACCAGCCUUUCUGAAUCUGGCGCUAUAAUCGAGUACCUUGUGUCUAAAUAUGGCGCUGGCAACUACACUUCCCCUGAUGAUGUUUUCUGGAAACACUACAUCGAGGGCAGUCUAAUGAGUUUCUGCGUCUUCAAACUCGUUCUGUCCAUUUCCAUCGAGAAGAUCCCCGUUCUUCUUCGUCCGGUUAUGGCCGUCGUUCCGCGUAUGAUCUUGAGCCAGUGGGUUGAGCCUAAUCUCGCAAGCGCUAUCAAUGUCGUCGAGAAUCAGCUCAGCAACAAGCAGGGUUGGCUCGUCGAUGGCGACUCACGCGGCAAUCCUACCAUCAGCGACUUUAUGCUCGCUUUCUCGGUAGAUGUACUCGUUUAUGGCGGUAGAGCUGACAACCUCGGCCCGGGUUUGCAGUCUUAUGCUCAGCGUCUCCAUCAACACCCCUCAUACGUCAAGGCUAUCGAGAAAGCAGGUGAUUAUCGCUACCAGAAGAAGGAAAAUUGA
Molecule: messenger RNA, 669 nt
Organism: Wallemia ichthyophaga EXF-994
Lineage: Eukaryota; Fungi; Basidiomycota; Wallemiomycetes; Wallemiales; Wallemiaceae
Product: Glutathione S-transferase 3
Exons: 1
Coding region: 1-669 (222 amino acids)
Source: RefSeq, a predicted model, not a curated record